AUGUCUGACUCCGACGCUUCUGCAGUGUCUGCUGAGAUAUAUUCCGAUAUCAUCUGGUUGUUAGAGACUUACACUUCAGCGUCCUCCUCGUGUUUGCAUAUUUCCUCCGUCUAUGUAGCCACCGAUACUGACGGUUUUUUCCGUGGCCCUCUGUAUCUUGAAGGUAUCUGGGUCAUGAGCUUCAUACAGACUUUACCAAUGGAGGUCGAGGUCGUUUGGAAUAGCAAGAUUACUUUGCCUACCAUACUUUUCCUCCUCAAUCGCUAUGGCUUCAGCCUUGGUAUGAUUAUUAAUAUGGCGCCUAGCUUUCCAGGAACUGAGACAGAUGUGGAGUGCAACAUGUCAAACGUCCUAGGAACGAUCCUAACGAUCGGUCCUCUUCUAUGCACUAACUUGUUCUUCACAUUGAGGGUGUACGCCACCAGCAAUCAUAGCAAGUCGGUUCUAUUCGUCUCCCUGGCCCUAAUUCUGGCCAGACUAGUCGUUGAUAGCUGGCAAGCAGCUCUCUCAGUGGGCGCAUCCACUGCAAGAGAUCCUGGUAUUCAUCUUGCCGCCUGCGAAGAUGAUAUCACCGUAGCUAAUCCGGCCCUUGUUAGCUGGUGUGAGUCUUAUGUCGCCUCCGGAGGCCUGGCUCUUACUUUCGAUGGGUUCAUCUUCGCCGUGACCGUCGUAAAGUUGUUUGGUCAUCUUAUGGAAAUGCGGAAAAUGACCAACAAAGGUGGCAUAACUGCACUCCUUCUACGCGAUGGAAUAAUAUAUUUUAUCAUCAUGUUUCUGGUUGCGGCCACUCAGGCCGGUCUAGCUCUAGUCUCCGCCGUCAAUCCGGAGGCAGACAUUCUAUCAAACAUCAUGGAUCCGUAUUUUCAGGCUGUCCCAAAUAUUCUCGUUAAUCAUCUUUAUCUCAACUUGCGAAGGGUGAAUAGACCGCUGCCAGACUCUAUGGCCGUUCCAGCGCAACCUCCCCAGAACAGAUUUCUUGGACAUAUCGGAGAGCCUUUGGACCACGAUCAAUGGGACAGUCAAUUCGAUUCUGAAGACUUCCCGGUGGACGACUCCGGCGUGGAUGAAGAUACCAUUAGGGACAAUGCCGCCACGACGCUUGUACCGGUCAUUUAUGAUAAUCGUGGGGCCGUGAGCAACGCGGACAUCGAAAUGGUGCCUAUCGAGAGAGAUUCACCUGGAGCAGGUCCCUCUCGCACGUCUGGAUUGACGGCGUAA
Molecule: messenger RNA, 1218 nt
Organism: Stereum hirsutum FP-91666 SS1
Lineage: Eukaryota; Fungi; Basidiomycota; Agaricomycetes; Russulales; Stereaceae
Exons: 13
Coding region: 1-1218 (405 amino acids)
Source: RefSeq, a predicted model, not a curated record